AUGUAUCCUAGACCGUCAAAGAGAUCGCAUCCACCGCAUCGUCGCGAAACGAAUCAUAAUUCUCAAUCAUCUCGAAGUGGUCCUUCAACGUCAUCCAAUUCAUCAACUACCACUCAAAUCCCGCCUAUAGCUUAUAUACAAGCUUAUGAAGCUCAAUUGGUGUACAACCAACAUGAUAUAGCUAGCGAAGUAGCUUCGAGAGAUACUAGAUCUGGCUUAGGACUGAUACGAUAUGCCGGAGAGUUGGAAGUGGAUGAUCAAGAGAGAGAAGGAGAAGGAGGAGUGGAGGAGAGGGGAGUGUGGGCUGAUAGACACGAUAUAAUUCAUCUUUUACCUUCUCUCACCGUUCCCAUUUCAUCCACAUCUCGAUAUACCCCAUCAUCACCAGCAUCCUCAUCUUCUUCUUGGAACUCAUUACCUUCCGAUGUAGAAGAGACUUUCUACCUGUCCGAUCCAGAAGAAAUUGAAGCUCACGAGAUUAAGAAGAAGAAGAAAUGGAUCGAAGCUCUGAGGAACGAACGAUUGAAAGAAAGAGAGAGGGAGGAUAAUAUCCAUAUCUCGGAACAGAAACAAGGUUGGAAUGAUGAUGAAGAGCCACCAGAACCUAUAUUAGCUUUGAUGCAACAUACAGCCAAAGCAAUAUCAAUAUCACCUAAUCCGUCAAUACUGGAAUUGAGGAUAUUGACAAAUCAUUCUAAAGAUGAUCGAUUCCUCUUCCUCAAGGGACAAUACAAGAAAACUUGGGAAAAGGUCAAAGAUGAUUUGAGGAAAAAGAACGACGAAGAGAAAAGGAAGCAAGAGAAAAUAAAAGGUUUAGGUGGAUUGGGCAAUUAUGCAAGUGAUAGUGAUAGUGAUAGUGAUGAAAGUCAGAACGAAGAAGAGGGAACACCUCCACCAUCUCCACCAUCUCCACCACCACCACCGCCAAAAGAAGAGGUGAUACCUCCGGCUCCGGAGGAUACGAUACUGCCACCACCUCCUGAAGAUGAAACACUACCGCCUCGCGAGACAGGUCACACAGUACUGCCUGGUCAAAGGCACGAGAGCUUGGUGACACAGGUAGACGACGAAGAGGAGAAGAAGAGACUAAGGAGGGCGAGAAUGGAAGAGUGGAAAAAGAAAAGAGCAGCUGAGAAGGAAGCUUGA
Molecule: messenger RNA, 1146 nt
Organism: Kwoniella shivajii
Lineage: Eukaryota; Fungi; Basidiomycota; Tremellomycetes; Tremellales; Cryptococcaceae
Exons: 3
Coding region: 1-1146 (381 amino acids)
Source: RefSeq, a predicted model, not a curated record